AUGUUGAUGCCAUCUCAGUCACCAACAUCGACUACCACUAUUCAAACAUUACCUUCAGAUCAACAACAGCAACAAGAAUACGUCGAUACAUUAAACAGUCAAGCGAACAGUACAGUUAUAAAGUUUCGACGAGAAAAAUCAAUGGAAUUCGACGAUGAUACGAGAUUUAUUGGUAAUAUCAAUGAUGAUAUCAAUAAUAAUCAUUCAACAUUUGUAUCAACAGAUGAAAUGAUCAAAUUAGAAUCAAAUCACUCAUCACCAGCGUCAAGUAUCGAUGAAGACCCACAAUUAGUAAUACAAACUCCAUCAUCAUCAGUUCACUUAACAAGUCCAACAAACAGUAGUCUAAUGGUUCAUGCACAGAAACUUCCCUCGAAUCGUCGUUCGGCUCGACCAUCAUCGAACCAUCGAUCAACUAAUGAAAAUGAACAUAGUACAUUGAUAAAUGUCAACGAACCUGAUCCGAAUGUUUUUCUAAUAUCAUCUGAUACAAAUUCUCAUAAUACAAUAAGAAAAACAAAACAUGAUGUUAAACGCUUCGUUGUGUACAUAGAUGAACAAUUCGAAGAACGAAAACCUUUACAUACAGUAUCAGCUGAAUCAUUAUGUCGAUAUUUAAAACAUUAUUUUGAAAAUACAAAAAAAUUCGAUGGCACACAAUAUGAACCAGAUACAUUAAGAAGUUUUCUACUAAGUAUUGAACGUUAUUUAAAAAGUAAAAAAUAUGAAUAUAAUUUAAUGGAAUCGCCAUUGUUUCAAUCAUGUCGACAAGUGAUCAUGACUAAACGCGAACAAUGGAAAAAAAUGGGUGGUGGGAAUCAUUCAAAUAGUCAUCAUCAUCAAUCAAAACCAUCAUUAAUUUUGUCUAAUAUAAAAAAUUUAACCAUAUUUGAUCGAACAAAGCCUGAUGGUUUAUUACUUGAAAUGUAUGUUCACAUAACCAAACUUUGCCAAGAUAAAGUUCUAGCGAUACCACAAUUACUUUGGAGUGAUAUUGAAUUAAUCGAUGAACAAUAUCUUAUAUGUCGUCAACAAAAAACAGAAAAUCAAACGAUAAGACUUUAUGCAACGUCAAGUCAACCAUCGACAUGUCCAGUACAAGCUUAUCGUCUGUAUGCAACUCACCGACCACCACAAUGCAAUACACCUCAAUCACCUUUUUUCCUUCUGCCACGUACUUCUAGUACUCAUCAUAUUUGGUAUAAAACUACAGCAGCUGCUAAAACGUUUGAACAAGUUCUUCAACUCGCUAUUCGUCAUAGUACACUUUCGAAACAAACAUCAUCUCCAUCAUUGUUAUCAAAUUUAAAGACGAACGAACGUUCAUCAAAUUCUUUCCUAAAUGAUAAAUCAUCUCCGAUAUCGAUACUUAAUGGAAAACGCACUGAAACACGAAUAUCAUCUCCUAAUUUAUUACCAUCAUCAAAAAGAAUAUAUUCAUCACCUUCGUUAGUACAACCAUUGAAUCUCGUUGUUACAUCAAGUAAUACGAUACCAGAAGAGGAUAGUGGUACAGCAUCAUCAUCGCCAACAAAUUCAUUAUCAAAUGAUGUUGCUUAUUUAUCUGUAUUCAAUAAACAUGCAUCAUCAUCGGCAUCGAUUACUAAUAUAUUUCAUAAACAAUCAUCAUCACCACCACCAACACCAACAACAACAACAACAAAUUCUAUUUGGGAUGAAAGUGUCACUGAUAUACUAUUAACUGUUGCAAAACAACGUGAUACACGUGUAGUUAAAAUAAAUAUUCUUCGAACAUUUUUAGAAGAAAAAUUAGGUGUCGUAGAAUUUCUAUGCCUUUAUCGUGGAUUUAAAUCUGAACCAAAGUUAACAUUUUAUGGUACACCAUGGGAACAUUAUCAACGUUUUUUACCUGUCCUUUUUACGUUACUUACACUUGACAAUACGACUGUUUAA
Molecule: messenger RNA, 1914 nt
Organism: Rotaria socialis
Lineage: Eukaryota; Metazoa; Rotifera; Eurotatoria; Philodinida; Philodinidae
Source: the annotation of a GenBank genome assembly